AUGGCAGCCAUGAGUUUAUUGCAGCAGGCUUCGGUCACUGCAGUGACAGUUCUGUCUGGCCGCUGCGCUGGCACUCCGCUCGGAUUCGGAGGCUUCCUCACCCGUGUUUUCCCGAAGACUAUUGGUGUAGCUGAAUUAGCAGAAAUUCCAGAAGGCUAUAUUCCAGAACAUUGGGAAUAUUACAAGCAUCCUAUAUCAAGAUGGAUUGCUCGUACUUUCUUUGAGUGCCCUGAAAAGAAUUAUGAAAAAACAAUGGCUGUUCUUCAGAUUGAAUCCAAAAAGGCUGAAUUACGGUUAAAGGAGCUGGAAGUUCGAAGACUAAUGCGUGCGAGAGGUGAUGGACCCUGGUAUCAAUAUCCAACUGUUGACUAGGCGCUUAUUGAUUAUUCUCCAAAAGCAACUCUUGACAACUAAUCAUUUAUUUCUUUAAAUACAAAGCAUAUUCUCCCAAGUGGAAUAUAAAUGAGUAAAUAUAGUGUGUAUUUUUGCUCUGUAAUGAAUAAAAGAGCUUCUUCCAUU
Molecule: messenger RNA, 519 nt
Organism: Sciurus carolinensis (gray squirrel)
Lineage: Eukaryota; Metazoa; Chordata; Mammalia; Rodentia; Sciuridae
Product: NADH dehydrogenase [ubiquinone] 1 beta subcomplex subunit 5, mitochondrial-like
Exons: 2
Coding region: 1-372 (123 amino acids)
Source: RefSeq, a predicted model, not a curated record